AUGAAAUCUUUACUAAUCAUAUCAGUAAUUGAAUGGACGGAUACAUAUCCGGUAGCGGAACCAGCGGUGGUCUGUCCCGAACCUAAUGGUGUGGUUCGUAACCCAUAUGACUGCCACACAUACUAUCAGUGCCGUAACAAUUGGCCACAAUUGCAGAGCUGUCCCAAUGGCCUGUUGUUUGAUUCAAUAUUUGAGUGGUGCGAUGAGGCCCGGUAUGUGACCUGUUAACCAC
Molecule: messenger RNA, 232 nt
Organism: Medioppia subpectinata
Lineage: Eukaryota; Metazoa; Arthropoda; Arachnida; Sarcoptiformes; Oppiidae
Source: the annotation of a GenBank genome assembly